Molecule: messenger RNA, 1218 nt
Organism: Lodderomyces margitis
Lineage: Eukaryota; Fungi; Ascomycota; Pichiomycetes; Serinales; Debaryomycetaceae
Product: alkene reductase
Exons: 1
Coding region: 1-1218 (405 amino acids)
Molecular function (GO): FMN binding; NADPH dehydrogenase activity
Source: RefSeq, a predicted model, not a curated record
AUGUCAAACAAUUCAGAUUUGGUUCAAAUUAGACCAUUAGGUCAUACAAAGUUAUUCCAACCAAUUAAAGUUGGUACUCACACUUUACCUCAACGUAUUGCUUUUGCACCUUCAACUAGACAACGUGGUACUAGCGAUUACUACCCUACAGAUUUACAAUUACCUUACUAUAAAGCUAGAGGACAAUACCCUGGAACUUUGGUCAUCACUGAAGCCACCUAUGUUUCUCCUGGGGGAGCUGGAAGAGCCAAUGUCCCUGGUAUUUGGAACGACAAACAAGCUGCGGGAUGGAAAAAGAUCACUGAUGCAAUUAGAGAGGAAAAAUCGUAUUCCAGUGUUCAAUUGUGGCAUUUGGGAAGGACAGCUGACCCAGCACAAUUGAAACACGACGGACAACCAUUUAUUGCUCCUUCGCCAGUCUAUAUGGAUAAAGACUCAGAAGAGCAAGCCAAGAAAGUUGGCAACGAAUUAAGAGCAGCAACUAAAGAGGAGCUUGAAGAUUUGAUCAACAAUGUAUACCCAAACGGCGCUAGAAAGGCAUUAGAGGCAGGGUUUGAUUAUGUCGAAUUGCAUUCUGCUCACGGAUACUUUUUGGAUCAAUUUUUGAACCAAGGUACUAACCAUAGAACUGAUGAGUACGGUGGAUCCGUUGAAAAUCGUGCCCGUUUGUUGUUGGCAAUUAUUGACAAAUUGAUCCCUAUUGUGGGAGCAAACAGAUUAGCAGUUAGAUUGUCACCAUGGGCCACUUUCCAACUCAAAGAAUUCGACGGUGAAGAAGUCCAUGCUUACAUUCUCAAAGAAUUACAAAAACGUGCCGACGCAGGAAAUGAAUUGGCAUAUAUCUCGUUGGUGGAGCCUAGAGUGUCUGCAAGUUAUGACGUUGCUGCUCAUGACCAAAAGGGAAGUAAUGCAUUUGCAGAAAAGAUUUGGAAAGGAAAAUUUGUCAAAGCCGGUAACUACACUUAUGAUGCUCCCAAAUUUGAAACUUUGUUGCAUGAUUUAGACAAUGAUCGCACUUUGAUUGCGUUCUCGAGGUUUUUCACUUCGAACCCUGAUUUGGUUUAUCGAUUGAAGAAUGGGGUAGCUUUACAACAUUAUGACAGACCAACCUUUUACACUCAUGAUAAUUAUGGAUACAAUACUUGGAACCAACAUGAUGGAAAUAAACAGUUUGACAAAGAGGUUGAACAAAAGAGAGUUGGUAAGGUUUUAGCUUAA